AUGUCGCAGCAAAAGCAAAAGAACAAGACCAACGACCAAACCCAAAAACAAGAAAACAACGAAACCAAAAACAGCAACAACAACAAGAAGGAAGAUGAAACAAAGCCAACAACAGUCAUUUUGAAAGUCGACAUGCAUUGCGACGGUUGCGCUUCCAAAAUCGUCAAAUGCAUUCGCGGUUUCGAAGCGUUGAAAUUGAACCUUCUUGUUGAAGGCUUUGAGAAAAUGAAUGUGGAUAAAGAAACCGGAAAAUUCACCAUUAAUGGAACCGUCGACGCUGCAAAACUCAAAGACAAGCUUGUUAGUAAGACCAAGAAGAAAGUUGAUGUUAUUUCUCCGAUUCUCAAAAAUGACAAAGAAAACAAAGACAACAAAAACAAACCGGAAGAGAAAAAACCUAAAGAGCCUCCGGUGACGACGACUGUUUUGAAGAUGGAACUGCAUUGUCAAGGAUGUAUUGAGAAAAUUCGGAAAACUGUGUCAAAGACAAAAGGUGUUUAUGAUGUGAAAAUAGAUAAGGAGAAAGAGACAGUGACAGUGAAGGGAACAAUGGAUGUGAAAGUGAUGGUGGAGAAAAUGAAGAAGAAAUUCAAGAGGAAGGUUGAGGUGGUUCCGCCGAAGAAGGAGAAGGAGAAAGAGAAUGAGAAAGAGAAAGAGAAGAACAAAGGUGAGAAUGAUGGAGGUAAGAAGAAUAAGCAGAAAGGUGAAGGUGGAAAUAACAAGGUUGAUGAGAAUGGUGGAAAGGGGAAAAUGGAGGUUACGACGAAUUCGAACGGACAUGGUUAUGGAUAUGGAUAUGGCUUAUUGGGAUUUGAUUAUGGUUAUAAUAAUAGUAAUGGAGAAGGUGAAAUUCUGCAGUUGCCUGCUCCUCCUCAAAUGUUUAGUGAUGAAAACCCUAAUGCUUGUUGUAUUAUGUGA
This is a messenger RNA of Lathyrus sativus (Indian pea), 918 nucleotides long. The record is from the annotation of a GenBank genome assembly. NCBI's taxonomy places the organism in Eukaryota, Viridiplantae, Streptophyta, Magnoliopsida, Fabales, Fabaceae.